AUGGAACUCUUGGACAGAUUGGGACAAAAGAUCGGGGAGAGCGUGGGCAUCUACUCGCGCACGGCCGACGAAGACGAGGUGUUCGUGCGGCACGAAAAGUUGGCCGAUGCCACCAGGGAUGCCACGGAGCAGCUGUUGAAGACGCUGACGCCAGAGUCGACGACGUACCUCAACUCGCGCACGUUGGCUUCGCUUCUCACGCAGAAGGAGGAGAAGCAGGGCGAGACCCUGCUCACCAUCGGCCAGUCCAUGCAGCAGGCCGACCAGUACACGUCCCUCUUUGGCAUUGCGGUGACCAAGCUGGGCGAGACCAUGAAGAAGGUCGGCGCUGAGCACUCAGAGUUGGACAACCGGCUGAUGAACUCCACGAUCGAUCCGCUGAAGGGCUACAACGAGGGCCAGCUCAGGGAGCUCCUCAACCUAAAGAAACGGUACGACGCCAAUCGGUUGGACUACGACGCGGCCCGACGAAACCACGAGGCGAAGAAGACCCGAGAGACGGAAGUGCUCACCAUCGGUGUCGACGCAGAGAAAGCAAACAGGGCCAGGCAAAAGUUCGAUGAGUCACGUACCGCCUACUUCAACCGACUCGUGCACAGUCAGGACGACGAAAACGAGCACGUGGCGCAGCUGCAGGCCUAUGCCGCCGCGCAGGCGAUCUAUUUCCGGCGGUGCGCCGAGCUCUACGACAGCCUCACCCGGGAUCUCACCACACUCACCGCGCGAGCCCCCGACCGGCCUCGCCUGCCGCCCAUGACCCUCACCUACACCGACCAGCCCGCCGCCACCCAGUACCGGCCAUCACAGGCCCCGCCGCACCGAACGCCGCGCCACAGCCUCGUCAAAUCGGAUAUGGUGCCGCCAUUGCCGGUGCCGGCGGCGGCGCGGUGGUGCGACGCGACUCGGCCGCCCCGAGGCACGUCACACCAGUUUGACCACCUCAACAGUUUGGACCUGGAGCGCCGGCGGCGACUGGACCAAGCGGACCGACGCAUGCAGGCCAGGCUAGCAGCGGCGGUGCCGGGCGAGGCGGCCCAGCGAGACCCAUGCCGCACCCCGGUCGCGGGGGAGCAGCGCCGCCAGGCGGAGGCGCUCCAGAGCGAGCUUUGCCAGCUGCUGCUGCGCCAGGGCCUGGCAGUGGUGGUGGUGGCGGCGCGGGCGAACGAGCGACCGACCGAACUGUCCCUGCGACAAGGUGAUGUGGUGACGAUCAAGAGCAAGGCCGGGGAGUGGUGGGAGGGCGAGGUACACGGUCGCAAGGGCUACUUCCCGGCCAGCUACGUCCAGCCCCUCUCCUAG
Acanthamoeba castellanii str. Neff is the source of this 1299-nucleotide messenger RNA. RefSeq names its product variant sh3 domain containing protein. Gene Ontology annotation, biological process: actin cortical patch localization; plasma membrane tubulation; endocytosis. NCBI's taxonomy places the organism in Eukaryota, Discosea, Longamoebia, Acanthamoebidae. Bases 1 to 1299 code for a protein of 432 amino acids. The transcript is spliced from 13 exons. Gene Ontology annotation, cellular component: medial cortex; actin cortical patch; Rvs161p-Rvs167p complex. The record is from RefSeq and is a predicted model, not a curated record. Gene Ontology annotation, molecular function: protein binding; lipid binding.